UGAGAGCAUCAUUCACCUGCGGACAGGAAAAUCUGCCAAAAUGUGCUGCAAGGGUUUCCUCAAAGUCAUGAUGUUCGUCUUCAAUGGCGUUAUCUUUCUGGCAGGCGCUGCCAUAUUGGGGGUAGGCAUCUGGGUGGCGGUGGACAGAGUCUCUCUUCUGGGCAUUUUAGAGAACAUUGAAGAUGCGCCACCCGAACUGGCCCAGCUGGCAAACAUUGGCUAUGUGCUGAUCGGUGUGGGAGUGUUUCUGACGCUCGUGGGCUUCCUGGGAUGCUGCGGAGCCGUAAAGGAAAGCAAAUGCAUGCUGCUCUCGUUCUUCAGCAUCGUGCUCAUCAUCUUCCUCGUGGAGGUGGCAGCGGCGAUAGUGCUCUUCGUCUUUGAGCCUUUGGUUCAGAAAGCUCUGGAUGGAAUUGGACAGAAAGUUGCUGAAAGCAUUAAGAAUAAAUAUGGCGAGGAUGAGAGUUACACUUCAAUCUGGGAUAGCACUAUGUCUGAGCUGAAAUGCUGCGGAUAUAAUAAUUACACUGACUUCAUGGGCUCUCCAUUUGAAUCUACAGCAUCAUUCUAUCCUGUCACAUGUUGCAGAAGCAGUUCAGGACCAUGUAAUGAAAAUGAAGCAAAAAGAGCGUCUGUCGUGGGCUGUUUCAAUGCGUUACUGAAUCUGAUCGAGGAUAAUGCAGUUCUGCUGGCUGGUGUGGCUUUGGGAAUCGCCGCUUUAGAGAUUGCAGCAAUGGUUGUUUCCAUGAUCCUCUACACGAAUGUAGGAAAAUGA
This is a messenger RNA of Sinocyclocheilus grahami, 772 nucleotides long. RefSeq names its product tetraspanin-1-like. Bases 41 to 772 code for a protein of 243 amino acids. The record is from RefSeq and is a predicted model, not a curated record. The transcript is spliced from 8 exons. Gene Ontology annotation, cellular component: plasma membrane. NCBI's taxonomy places the organism in Eukaryota, Metazoa, Chordata, Actinopteri, Cypriniformes, Cyprinidae.